Messenger RNA from Rosa chinensis, 2754 nucleotides. RefSeq names its product disease resistance protein RGA2. NCBI's taxonomy places the organism in Eukaryota, Viridiplantae, Streptophyta, Magnoliopsida, Rosales, Rosaceae. Gene Ontology annotation, molecular function: ADP binding. Bases 66 to 2606 code for a protein of 846 amino acids. Gene Ontology annotation, biological process: defense response to other organism. The record is from RefSeq and is a predicted model, not a curated record. The transcript has a single exon.
CAUCAUACUUGUAAAACAAACAGAAAAAACAAAAUCCACAUUUCCUUUUUACUCACCUCAACAACAUGGCUGAACUUGUCGUGGAUUUGUCAAGCAGGCUAACAGAGAGGUUGGGCUCGCUUGCUUACAAUGAGAUUUGCUUGGCAUGGGGAGUCAAAACUGAUUUGCAAAAGCUUGAGCGCACCAUGUCCACCAUCAAAAGUGUGCUCUUUGAUGCUGAAGAGAAGCAAGUGAGUGACAAAGGGGUACAAAGUUGGCUGCGACAAGUUAAAGACGUGUUCCGCGACGCUGAAGAUGUGUUGGAUGAGUUUGAGUGCGAAGCUUUGAAGAGGGAAGUUGUAAAAACAUAUUACAGCACUGCGAGAAAGGUACGUCGUUUCUUUUCGAGCUCUAAUCCAAUUGCUUUUCGUCUGAGAGUAGGUCAUGAAAUCAUUGAGAUAAGGGGGAGAUUAGAUGAGCUUAUAGCUAAUAAGGCUAUAUUUGAUCAUCUCACUGAUCAUCAUGAUCAUGAUAGAAAUGUACGGAGCGUGAAUGUGAGGAGGGAGAAUAUGACUCACUCCUUCAUUCCUGCUUCAGAGGUUAUUGGAAGAGACUCUGACAGAGAAGUGAUUGUAGAUCUUCUAAUGCCAAAAGCUGUUGAUCAACAAAGUGGGAAUUCCCAGAGUGUUGUCUCUGUUAUUCCCAUAGUUGGUAUAGGAGGUUUGGGUAAAACCACACUUGCCAAGUUGGUCUACAAUGAUGAAAGAGUCAAAGGGCAUUUCGAUUUGAGGAUGUGGGUGUCGGUGUCAGUGGACUUUGAUAUUCAUAGGUUGAUGGAAAAGAUUCUUAGUUCUGCACUAGGUACAGAAGUCAGUGAGAAGAUGUCUGUGGAUCAAUUACAAGCAAAGCUACGUGAAUCUUUAAAGGAUAAGAAGUAUUUGCUUGUCUUGGAUGAUGUAUGGAAUGAGGAUCGUAGUCAAUGGAGUGACUUGAGAAAUUUGUUGAUAGACGGGAUCAAAUUAGGAAGUAAAAUCUUAGUGACAACCCGUAAUCACUCAGUUGCUUCAAUCAUGGGCACUUUACCAACAUAUAAAUUAGAUGGCCUCUCUUAUGAGCAUUGUUUGUCAUUGUUUACAAAAUGCGCAUUCAAGGAAGGUGAUGAGAAAAGGCUUUCACAUCUCUUUGAAAUUGGAAAAGAGAUUGUGAAGAAGUGCGUAGGGGCUCCCUUGGCGGUGAGAACUUUAGGGAGUCAACUGUUCUCAGAGGCUGAUGAGCGUCGAUGGAAAUUAGUAAGAGAUUCUAAGAUAUGGGAAUUGGAGAGAGAGGGUAGUGGUCAUAUCUUGCCUGCUUUGAGAUUGAGUUAUACUCAAUUGCCUUCAUACUUGAAACCAUGCCUUUCUUAUUGUGCAUAUCUUCGACAUCAAGCAAUUCGAUGUAGUUCUCUAGACUUGAUCCAUUGUUGGAUGGCUCAUGGAAUCCUUCAAUCUCGUGAUAAUGAGAAUAUGGAGAUGGAAGAUGUUGGGGAGCAAUAUUUUAAGGAAUUAUGGGCGAGAUCAUUCUUUGAAAAUGUGAAAAUAGUCGAGGAUAAUUAUGAUAUUCACUAUGAAUUUUCUAUGCAUGAUCUUAUCUAUGACCUUGUACGGUCAAUUGGGCAAGAUGAGUGGUCUGUUGUGGAUUCUGGCACUAAAGGCAUUGUUGAAAAUGUUAGACACUUGUCAUUUUUUGAAUUUGACAACAAACUAAUGGUUUCAACGAUGUUGCAAAAGUUAAAAAAAGUGCGGAGUAUAUAUACAAUAGAAAAAGCGCCUAUCGAUGAAUCCUUCCUUGAUACUUGCUUUUCAAAAUUUAAAUAUUUGAGGGUGCUUCGCUUCGAUGGUUUACCAUUGAAUUUGAAGGAGUUGCCAAGUUCCAUCGGUACACUAAAGCAUUUAAGAUAUAUGUAUUUAGAGACAGGUGAAAUGACAAAACUCCCCAAUGCCAUUUGCAAGUUGCAGAGCUUGCAAGCUCUAACGUUUGGUGUGUGUGAAAAUAUUCAAGAGUUGCCAAGAGAUAUGAGCAACUUGAUCAGCCUCAGACUCCUUUCAAUGACCACCAAAGAAGCAUGUUUUCAAGACAAUGGAGUGGGAUGUUUGAAAUCACUUCGGUUGCUCAUAAUUAACAAUUGUGUUAAUUUAAUCUCUUUGCCCUGCGAGAUGAGUUAUCUUGCUGCAUUGCGGACUUUGAUAUUAGUUGAUUGUGAGCAACUCGAUCUGGUGAGCCAACAUUAUCAAGCAAUUCCAUUGAGGCUCGAAAAGUUGGUUACUGAUGGACUACCACGGAUCACGGAGUUGCCUGAAUGGUUUCGAGGAGCUGCCAGCACCCUACAGUACCUGUACAUUCAAAAUUGUUCCAAUUUGGGUUCAUUACCAGGGUGGCUCACAGAUCUAACAUCACUUAAAAAGCUUGUCCUCAUUGAUUGCCCCAAAUUGGUGUCACUUCCAGAAGGGAUGGAUCGUCUCACUGCCUUGAGAGACUUGAAGAUAGAAGAUUGUCCUGAGUUGGAGAGAAGAUGCAAGCGUGACACUGGUGAAGAUUGGCCAAAGAUUGCUGGUAUUCCAAACCUUUCUAUCUCAGACUCUGAAGAGUGACGACCACAUUUGUUGCUGGGCAGCACCAGAAGCUGAUCAGAGGUUAUUGUAUAGUUGUAUUGUUCGAUGUGUCUCCAUCUUGUACAUAUUGUCCCAUCUUUGGUGUGUUUUUUAUUUUUGUCCUUGCUGUAUUAGGCUGGGAUUCCAG